This is a messenger RNA of Metarhizium acridum CQMa 102, 2463 nucleotides long. RefSeq lists its product as uncharacterized. The record is from RefSeq and is a predicted model, not a curated record. NCBI's taxonomy places the organism in Eukaryota, Fungi, Ascomycota, Sordariomycetes, Hypocreales, Clavicipitaceae.
AUGAGGGCGCAAGCAGCGGUAACGACAGUUGCUGCUGCCACAGCAUCUGUUGCCCCGAUCGUGGAGGCAGCAGAGCCACAGCCGGUGGCCUUUUACCCUACCGCGUGCUCAAACAGAGGAGGUAUUUAUUAUCCAUCCGACUCAAAGCACUGGUCUGGGCUGGGAACAUGGGAACUUGGGUUGCCGGAUUUGGGGACAGGAGGUAAUGGACAAUAUGGCUUUGACACCAUAGCAGGUCUCAAUCCCAUGACCAGUGUUGGAUAUCAAAUGUCCAACGUUCUCAUAUCAGCUAUCAACUCGACAAACUACUUUCUCGGAUUCUUCGGCGUUGGAAUGAGAUCAGGUAACUUUGGUGACAUCGUUGCCACUCCUCCAAUGAGACAAGCCGUGGCAUCAUUUGGUUGGGUUUCCAGUUACAGCUACGGAUAUACUGCUGGGGCAUCAUACCGCAACACUGUUGGAUCAGCGACGCUGGGUGGCUAUGAUGCGGCCAGACUAGCCAUGCACGACAAGACAUUUACCAUGAAUCAGACGGAAGGUGUCCCCAGACCCCUUAUUCGAGGAAUUGAGGUAUCCUCAUCAAACGAAAGCAGCUGGAAAACAGCCACCCGGAUCUUGUUGGAUUAUAACAGUGCCUUUACGGCCGUUAUUGACACGACAACACCCUACCUCUGGCUUCCUCCCGCGUUGUGUGACAAUUUUGCCACGGCGCUUAACUUGACCUACAAUGAAACUUUCCAGCUUUACACCUUGACAAACGAGCAGUAUCGCCAGUAUUCAUCCAGCAGCUCCCUUGCUUUUGUGUUUAGCUUCUCAAGCAUGGACAAUCACGAUAACUUUGGCGACCCUCUUGAUGUUACUGGUGUAGUAAACAUUACGGUGCCGAUCACAACCUUCGUGAGCUUAUUGAGCUACCCCUUUAUGAAGGGAGCUGUUGGAUAUACCGACCCUGCCGUUCCGUACUUUACCCUCAGGAAGGCCCCUACCAAUGGCACCGCGAUUAUUGGUAACGCAUUCAUGCAAGAGGCCUACCUCAUGACGAAAUAUGAUUCUGGCGUCUUUUCAAUACAUCAAGCACGGUUUCCCAGCGAUCCGACUGGAGAUGCAAAGCUGACCAAGAUAAACCGACCAAACAACAGCCCAUUCCCGCCGCCACCAGACUCCAACGGUAGAAAUGGUCUUUCGACAGCAGAGAUGGUUGGUAUAGCUGUUGGUGCCGUGGCAUUCUUCAGCACACUUGUAUUUGCCUUCUUCUGCUACAGACGCCAUAAACGACAACAGCGUGAACGAUCGGGUGACGACUUUGAUGAUGACAAAGACUCCGCGUCGACACUCACACCAGACUCCCCCAGGAGUCCCAUAUCCCAAAUGCUUUCCAGGAUCGUUGGACGCAGACGAUCUCGAAGGGCAGGAGCAACCAUGACAGCCAGCGGUGACCCAUCGGAAGCCCCUGAUCACCAAAUAUACGAACUUCCAGCUCCCGCAGCUCCCGCCGAAUUGGAUGCUGGAGGCAGCGACGAUAACUCCAUUCUGGGCGAAACAGACUCAGGCACAGACAGCACACAGCACCUCAGUGCCUACGAGAUUGCAAGGAGAAAAUUGGAUCGGCAGCUUCAAGGUCCUGUGCCGGAAUAUACACCACCCGUUGACGGAACUGGUGUGCAACUGGAGAAAGCUUCUGUGCCUGAGGUGCGGCCAACUCUUGAAACGAACAUGAUAGACCAACCAUCACCAAUUUCUCCAGCAAGAUCUCGUGGCGCUGAUUCGACCUCGAACACUCUCCUCGUAUCCGAGCCAUCGCCGGUGUCACCAAGAGGAGACUGGAAUUCAGCCGAACUGCCUUCGCCUGUAACGGCAUCCAUGCCCCCUAGAUCAUAUUCAUCAGGCACUAGAAGCGGAGGUCAAUCUACGGCAAGCCGAUCCUUGUCCGUAAAUUCCAAUUCACCAGCAUCCCAAGCGACUGACACAAGACCUCCCCCAAUACCUGCCGCAUUUCAACGGACUCCUAUUGAUCCCUCCAAAGUUGUGUGCCUGGGCCCGUUGCCUGAGAGCGUUCACUUGUCAGGCCAUAUCGUAGGCACAGGGUCACGCAUGAUGAACUCCGAUGGAUGCGAGAUACCUGCUAGCAUGUUUGUUCCCGGAUCUCACGCAUCUGAAGGAAGUCUGGGGAGUAAUUUUACAGAAGAAGAGGACAGAAUGGCCGAAGAAGAAGAACCACGAGGCACCAACCAUUCGAGCAUGAGACUAAACGGCGGUCACCACGGAACUAUACGAAGUCAAUUGAACACAGACCGACAACCACUCCCUUCUCAGCCAGGAGAACAUGAAAGCCAAACUGGGUCCCCUAGGCCAGUACAUUCGGAUAGGUCAUCCGAGGAAGGCCGCAUCGAUACUGGUCGCGAUCUCAUCCACGUUCCUCAAAUGGCCGAUAAACGGUACAGCUGGGAAGAAGAUCGAUCAUGA